UUCUGCUUGAUGAAAAGAGGAUAAAGAGGCCACCAGUGCUUAGCAAUUCUCAUUGAAUGUGAUCAUAAAAAUUCUUACCCACUUCGAGUAAGAUAAAAAGGGUCUAGACAGACUCGACAACACAUAAUACCACACAUGGGAAUCCAGACGCUGCCUCAAUAAUGCAUUUUAGAAUUACAUUAUCUUCUUCUCUCUCCUUUUGGGAUUGAUUUGGUUAGGUGUUUGUUUUAGGUAGUGAGAAAAGUGUUUUUUUUUCUUUUUUUUUGGGAUUUUAAUUUUGAUUUAGGUUUGGGUGUGUUGUGGAAAUGGAAAUGGGGAUAGAAACUCCAUUGUUGAUAAAUGUUGAAGGUCCAGACACGACCUACCGGCUGAUCAAACGCCAUUCAGUUGCUUCUCUCAAACGUGAUUUCUUCUCCAAAUUGCCAGACAAGGUUAAGUCUGGGCUUGAUGAUCCUGAUCAAACCCUUUUUGAAAUUGAUCUUUCUAAAGCCACUGGCUUAAUUGAAGGGGAGAAAGAAUACUAUGAAAGACAAUUUGCGACAUUGAAGGCUUUUGAAGAAGUUGACUCUCUGGAUACAUCCCGUGUCAUUGAUAAUGAACAAGAUCUUCAAGAACAAGCCCAGCAUGAAAGAGCCAUGAACAUUUCUAAUUGGGCUAAUAUUUUUUUACUUGCAUUCAAGAUAUAUGCUGUGAUAAAAAGUGGAUCAUUGGCCAUUGCUGCAUCAACAUUAGACUCUCUACUUGAUCUUAUGGCUGGUGGCAUUCUUUGGUUCACACACCUGUCCAUGAAAAACAUCAACAUCUACCAAUACCCCAUUGGCAAACUGAGAGUCCAACCAGUUGGUAUCAUCAUCUUUGCUGCUGUCAUGGCUACUCUAGGGUUUCAAGUGCUGAUCCAGGCUGUAGAACAACUGAUUAAAAAUGAACCUACUGAAAAGAUGAGUUCGGAUCAAUUGAUUUGGUUGUAUGCCAUUAUGCUGACAGCAACUGCAGUCAAACUUGUUCUUUGGAUUUACUGCAGAAGCUCUGGAAACAAGAUCGUCCGAGAGUAUGCAAAGGAUCAUUAUUUUGAUGUGGUAACAAAUGUAGUUGGUUUGAUAGCUGCUGUUCUUGGUGAUAAAUUCUAUUGGUGGAUUGAUCCUGUCGGUGCCAUUGUCCUUGCUCUCUAUACUAUCAUAAAUUGGUCUGGAACUGUCCUAGAAAAUGCAGUGUCUCUGGUUGGACAAUCAGCUCCUCCAGAUGUUCUGCAGAAACUGACAUACUUGGUCCUAAGGCACCAUUCUCAAAUCAAACGGGUUGACACUGUCCGAGCCUACACUUUUGGUGUUCUCUAUUUUGUUGAGGUAGACAUAGAAUUGCCUGAAGAUUUGCCAUUGAAAGAAGCACAUGCCAUUGGAGAGUCUCUGCAGAUUAGAAUCGAAGACCUCCCUGAAGUCGAAAGGGCAUUCGUUCACCUUGAUUUUGAGUGUGACCACAAACCAGAGCACUCUGUUCUUAGCAGACUCCCCAAUACCCAACCUUAAAAGACUUUUUAAGCUCUCUCCUCUUUAUUACUAUCUAUUAUUAAAGCCUCAAUUUUCUAAAUUGUAAACUUUGAUCUUCUUUAUCAUCAUCAUGUUUUGGUUGGAUUGGGUUGGGAUGGAUAUUAUCCAAUUCUUGGUAGUUUGGUUAGACUGAGAGAUUGUGAGAUGUAUGCAUGCAACACAAGGAUCUAUGUAAUCCUCAGGCUCAGUUAGGGAAAUUGUGCCCCCAUUUUGAUUUCAAAAUGCAUGAGUAAAAAAAAAAAAAAAAAAAAAAAAAAA
Camellia sinensis is the source of this 1802-nucleotide messenger RNA. The record is from RefSeq and is a predicted model, not a curated record. NCBI's taxonomy places the organism in Eukaryota, Viridiplantae, Streptophyta, Magnoliopsida, Ericales, Theaceae.